Messenger RNA from Chlamydomonas reinhardtii, 2305 nucleotides. RefSeq lists its product as uncharacterized. The record is from RefSeq and is a predicted model, not a curated record. The coding region runs from base 777 to 1349 and encodes 190 amino acids. The transcript has 2 exons. Lineage: Eukaryota; Viridiplantae; Chlorophyta; Chlorophyceae; Chlamydomonadales; Chlamydomonadaceae.
AAUGCCUUUAAGUUGGGGGGUAACCUGAACCGGGCGUGUUCCCCGUGUGGGGCAACCGCCACAAAGGCCGCCUUGCUUAGCUCGCUAGGUGCACAAUCAGCGUUCGCUGCCGAGCAUACACAGUAUUUGGUGUUUCGAUCGCGACUGGAGAAUCUUCAACGCGACAAUGUUUGCAACUGCGACAACCUGCUGCAGUGCCACGACAACACCGGAGGCCUUGAAAAUCACUCAGGGUAAUAGUUUGAUAGAUACAAUAAUAUAUAUUUUGUUUGAAGCAAUACUGAUUGAUUGAUGUUACAAGUUCAUGCUCGUAGAUUGGUCCAAACGAGCCAGGAAGCUCAUGGACCGCCAAAACUAGUCUCAAAAGGAUUAUUCAAAAAGCAAAACAGUUCAUGCAAUAAUAUAUCUAAAUUGGUCGCGCCGUAAGGUCGCAGCCUUAUCGCGUGAAUGACACGCGCUAAACCCCUCUAGUCACCACUGGCCAUCGCGUCCAUCAUAGUCGCGGGAAUCACCUCUGAAUACUGAGCGACGCGCGUUCAAUAUUGGCAUGGGGACUUCACGCCGUUUCAGUCCCCAUCGGCCCGGACGCACUUUUUCCUGGGACCGGCCGACCGCUGUUCUGCCUGCUGCGCUCAAAUACGACAAUAAGUAUACUCUCCCGUUCCAUGCAGUGCUCUGCUUCGGCGCCUGCCGGCGCCAUUCAUCGGCGAUCCAUCGCGCGUUCGCGGCCCGCGGCCCGCGUUGUGAGGACUAGCUCUGGUGCUGGAAACAGCGGCAUGCCUCCGCCCCGCGCUCGUGGCCACGGGGGCGCCGCCGACGAGGAGCCCGAGAACGAAGACCCCAUGGUCAAGGCCGCCAAGAUUCAAGCGGCCGGGCUAACGGGAGCAGCUCUGGUCGUGGGCGGCCUGAUGUUUGCUGGCUUCUACGUCUCAAGCAUGGUUGCUGCUGGAGAGCUAACCGAUGGCACCUUGCUGAGGGAGCUGUACAUCGCCCUGCGAGUCCCCGAUGCCCUCCGCGACAUACUGCGAGGCAACGUGCGGCAACUGCGGCCGAACGUGCUCGACGCGUGCAAUGCGCGCACCAAAGCUCGUUCGGCGUUGGUCCUGGAGACGCAAUCUGCGGGGAGACCCCGCACAUCAGCGGAGCUAGCGCUGACCGUGUACUGGGACAUGACGGUAGCGACGACGCCAAAGGCAGCGGCUACCAUGGGCGCUCCGUUCGCGAAGGCAAGCAGGGUGAACAGGCCAGCAGCAACCAUCGGACCAUGCUUGAGCAGGCUCGUGCGCAGGCUCCUCAGCUUCACCGUAAAGCUAUCGGGCACGCCGCGGAGGGCGUCGGCCAGCACGUAGAAGCCAGCGAACAUCAGGCCGCCCACGACCAGAGCUGCUCCCGUUAGCCCGGCCGCUUGAAUCUUGGCGGCCUUGACCAUGGGGUCUUCGUUCUCGGGCUCCUCGUCGGCGGCGCCCCCGUGGCCACGAGCGCGGGGCGGAGGCAUGCCGCUGUUUCCAGCACCAGAGCUAGUCCUCACAACGCGGGCCGCGAACGCGCGAUGGAUCGCCGAUGAAUGGCGCCGGCAGGCGCCGAAGCAGAGCACUGCAUGGAACGGGAGAGCAUCCUGAUUGUCGUAUUUGAGCGCAGCAGGCAGAACAGCGGUCGGCCGGUCCCAGAACCCCUGCAGCACGCACUAACCAGGGCGCAACCGUCCAGGUACUAGAACGGUCGCCCACACGUGCGUCCUGCCCACAACUUAUGGUGCAUCUGUUUGAGGUCGGGACGGGCUCAGUAGUGCCAGCCUAUGCCAGCAGAUGAGCGACUGGCUGAUUGCCCAUACAUGGUUAAUGACGAGUGUGGUGGGAACGAAUGCGUACGUAGACCAGAGCGGACGGCGGAGUGGGCUUGCAGGCGGCACGAGAGUAGGCAGUCAGUAGCGCAAGUUGCGAAUUCACAUGUUACCUCGUAACCGACGAUAAACGCUGUGGACGGUCGCGCCCAUGGCUGGCUGACAGAAAGCGGCUGCGGUAUUGGGAUGGCUGGGCUGGACGACGGCGGCCGGGCGUUGCUUGGGACUACCAGAAAGGAUGCGCCCGAAACCAACCUGGAGAACACCAGCGCCACCGGUGCCCAGCACGACAUGUAUGGGAGGGAGGGAGGGACAGGAGGCGUGAUGCACUGCCGCGUAAAAGCUAUGGCGCUAGGCGCGAGGCAAGCAACGUGACCCCCAUAACAACCGCGAGGACAUGGUGCGCGAGUCGGGCUGCGGGCUGUGGCUGUGCGCUGCGUUGGGUGGAUAAACGAAGAACACUAA